Limanda limanda (common dab) is the source of this 1314-nucleotide messenger RNA. RefSeq names its product glutaredoxin 2 (gene glrx2). The transcript is spliced from 4 exons. Bases 96 to 602 code for a protein of 168 amino acids. The record is from RefSeq and is a predicted model, not a curated record. NCBI's taxonomy places the organism in Eukaryota, Metazoa, Chordata, Actinopteri, Pleuronectiformes, Pleuronectidae.
GGUCUCUUUUAGCUUUGAACCGCUAGCCACAACCCCGGCUGCUAACAACAACAAAGGCUGGCGAGUGAGUGCAGAGCUUCCUGUCCCGUCGCCGCAUGUUGCAUCCAGGUCACACGUUCGAUUCCCUUCUGGCCGUGUGUCACUUUGUGUCCAUGUGGGCUCGGACCGGAAGCCUGCCGAGGCUGGCGUGGACCGGCUGCCGAAGAAUGGGGAAUUUUACAUCGUCACAGACUGGGAGUCUGUCGAGCACAUCCUGCGUACAGUAUGUUCAGGAAGUGGUGUCACAGAACUGUGUCGUGAUUUUCUCCAAGACCACCUGUCCUUAUUGCAAAAUGGCCAAGAACGUGUUCAAUGAAAUCGGUGCCAACUACAAAGUGGUGGAACUGGAUGAACACAAUGAUGGGAGGAGACUGCAAGAGGCCUUAGCUCAGGUGACCGGAGCCAGAACGGUUCCGAGAGUCUUCAUCAACGGAAACUGCAUCGGCGGCGGCUCCGACACCAAACAGCUCCACCAGCAGGGGCGGCUGGUGCCCCUGAUCGAGCAGUGCGCCCCCUGCUGCUCCAGCGCCGAGGGCUCCGCCAGCGGACAGUUCGCUAAAUGACUAACCGUUCUUAUCAUAUCUCUCAAUCCUGUAUUUAUUCAUUGUUUGCUCGAUCUGCUGAGACAGGUUCUACGAUGCUUGAGCGAGCCUGUUAUGUAUUUAUUACAGUGUAUUGCAUGUUUCAUGUUUAAAACACGUAUGUUUUCAUGCAGGGAUGUUACCGAACUAUUGUUAAAGCUGCCAUAUUUUAAACAAAGCCUGUGAAUAAGAGAACUACUUCAAAUCUCUUCUGUAUGGUUGUUUUGUUUUUAACCAUAUUACACUCACGAACAAGCACGACCUCCGGCAUCAAGCGUCAUCAAACAGUGGACACACGGCAAAGUGUUGACUCACGUUCUGUUUAUGGAUUUUGAGGGAAUUUGUACAUGUCUUUGUCACACUGAAAUAACUCCAGAUUUGUUUAUGUUAUAAGCAUUUAAAAAAAAAUGUUCUAAUUGAAAAAUUCAAUGUUGGUUAAUUGCAUUGACUGUAAAUGGAAAAUCAUAUAUUCGUUUUGCGUUUUUUACUUGACUGUCAAAAACAUUUUCCAUUUCUGUCGCUGUGUGAUUUUAUUUAAAAUUGGGUAUGUGGUUAUUUUGUGUCAGGAAUCAUGAUGCUGCUCGGUGUGAUGCAUAUUUAAAGUGAAUGGGCAUGUGUAUGAAGACGAAUUAUGUUUUUUAAUAAACUGAAUGUAUUCUGAUAUUAAAUAAAUAUGAAACUGCUAUUUUUCUGA